UAUGUUAUCGACCAUCCCUAGCGUUGACGUGUGCGUCGAUUUGCUGAUGUUGUUGUUGUGUGGCUGCGUGUCAAAAAAAUUGUUACCCUCGCCGAACGAUUUUCAACAGAAAUCGUCAACGGCAACUAAAUAUUAAAGCUUAAACGUAAACUAAGAGUUAAGUAAUAAUCAACAAUUGAAAUGGCAGAGGAAGUCAUUGGCAGUGUAAAGGAUGCGAUUAAGGGCAUAUUCGAGAACGUAACCGGGAGCCCGAAGAAUGAGACGAUUACCAGCGAAAAGAAGCCAUCGACGCCAGAAGGCAUUGCGGUGGCGUACGGCAGCCUCGUCAUCAUGGCCAUGUUGCCCAUUAUAUUCGGCUCCAUACGUUCCGUUAAGCUGCACAAAAUUAAAAAGUCGACUGGCGAGAAGGCCGACACAAUGACCAAAAAGGAUGCCAUGUAUUUUCCGCUGAUUGCGUCCGCAGCGCUGUUCGGCCUGUACAUGUUCUUCAAGAUCUUCCAGAAGGUGCACAUAAACUUGUUGCUCACGGGCUAUUUCUUUGUGCUCGGCGUUAUUGCGCUCGCCCAUCUACUGAGUCCCGUAAUUAACUCGUUGAUGCCGGCAGCUGUGCCCAAAGUACCAUUCCAUAUACACUUCACCAAGGGUGAGGGUAAACACAAGGAGGACAUCAUCAACUAUAAGUUCUCCACGCACGACAUUGUCUGUCUGAUAAUCUCAUCGGCAAUUGGAGUGUGGUAUCUGCUGAAGAAGCAUUGGAUUGCCAACAAUAUGUUUGGAUUGGCCUUUGCCAUCAAUGGUGUGGAGAUGCUGCACUUGAACAACUUUGUGACGGGCGUGAUUUUGCUAAGUGGCCUUUUCUUCUAUGAUAUCUUCUGGGUGUUUGGCACAAAUGUUAUGGUCACUGUGGCCAAGAGCUUUGAGGCGCCAAUCAAACUAGUCUUUCCCCAGGACAUUCUCGACAAUGGCCUGAAUGCUUCCAAUUUUGCGAUGUUAGGCUUGGGCGAUAUCGUUAUUCCAGGCAUCUUUAUUGCCCUUCUGCUGCGCUUCGAUGAUAGCAAAAAGAGGAAGACGCGCAUCUAUUUCUAUUCCACACUGGUUGCCUAUUUCCUGGGUCUGCUCGCGACGAUCUUUGUGAUGCAUGUGUUCAAGCAUGCGCAGCCGGCGCUGCUUUAUCUUGUGCCCGCCUGCAUGGCUACGCCACUCCUGGUAGCUCUAAUCCGUGGCGAGCUGAAGGUGCUCUUUGCCUAUGAAGAUCAUCCCGAGGAUAAGCCUGAGAAGAAGGAGAAAAAGGAAAAGGACGAGAGCAGUAACAGCAGUAGCAGCAAGAAAAAAGAUUCGAAAAAGGCCAAGUAAUUCAUUGCAUGGAUUACAUAUGUAGGCCAUAAUUUCCCGAGCAAACUCCCCCGCGUGCAUGUCUUCUAUUAUUGGCUAUUAAGAUUUUUUAGUUGUUUUUAUUUAAUUUCGCAUUUUUCGCUUCAUUAUGCUUCCUCCAACACAAAUCUAUAAAAGACGAUUUUGACUAUUAUGAUAUGUUAGGAAUAAGUUCCUUAACCGGGGCACAUCUAAGCCACUACUGAUUUCGUAUAGAAAGUUAAUUAUUUAAUUGUACAAAACAGAAAAUGAAAAUCUUUUUUACCUAAUAUCAAAUUAACUAACAAACUUAUCUACAAGUUAAGAAAAAAACAAUAAAUUGAAAUAUUCCAAGUGUUUGUGAGAAAAA
This is a messenger RNA of Drosophila grimshawi, 1720 nucleotides long. RefSeq names its product minor histocompatibility antigen H13. The record is from RefSeq and is a predicted model, not a curated record. The transcript is spliced from 3 exons. Gene Ontology annotation, biological process: membrane protein proteolysis. Gene Ontology annotation, cellular component: cytoplasmic side of endoplasmic reticulum membrane; membrane; lumenal side of endoplasmic reticulum membrane. The coding region runs from base 181 to 1353 and encodes 390 amino acids. Gene Ontology annotation, molecular function: aspartic endopeptidase activity, intramembrane cleaving. Lineage: Eukaryota; Metazoa; Arthropoda; Insecta; Diptera; Drosophilidae.